AAAAUGCCUUUUUUCAUUAAUACAGCCAAAGAGAUUACAACAUUCACACAAACAUUCAUGCAAGAGCAAAGUAUUUAAAUUUUGGUUAAAUUUUGGCAAAGGGCAAACAGCCCUCCUUUAUACUUUUUCACCUUGUGGGUAAUCUUUUGGGAAGGUUAGGUGAUGGAGAUGAAAGAGCAAACCCCUGUGCCAUAAAGUAUAGCCAUCCUAAAGAAAAGAGGUGGCAGAUUUGUUUGGCUUGUCUCUUUGACUUCCAGACAAAUGAAAUCAGAGGAAUAGAUUUUAAUUUCAAAGGACACCUUUCUGCCUGAGUGCCCUUAGCGCUUCCUGGCUGACUCUCACCUGGCACUUUCCACCCUCAGGAUGGCGUUUGAUACCCAUUUGAGGCAAAAGAGGCUAUUGGGGUACUAGGGUCCUCCACCUGAGUAAUCUUUGCCUGGGGGGUUCAGGUGGGGUGAGCGGCUGGUGCUGAAAGCAUUCUCCUGGAGGGGAACCAGUGAGGAUUGUGCCAAGCCCCCCACCUGUUGCUCGAGGGGGGGGCCUUGUCCCAGCCAGAAGAUGGUGGGGAGGGUCGAGGUGGGGAGCAUCCCCAUGGAAGGCAGGGAGGGCCGUUUGCCCCAAACACCUGCCAUCUCGUGCCCACCAGGUGUGGUGCCAGCCCCCUCGUAAAGGAGGGGAGAGCACACCAGGUGUUCCUGCUAAGGGUGGGGGGCUUAUGGCCUCUGCCCUGCCCCUCUUCCAUGGUCUCAGGAGGCCCCAGUUCCUGCCACCUCUCCCUAUGUAUUGAUCAGGAGGACCCGAUCGAUUCUCAGCUUGGGUUCAGUGGAACAAUAAGGCUAAGCCUUGGGGAGCACAGCUUUACAGGUGACAAAGGGAUAGAAAUGGAGGCAGAAACAAACAUAAGUAAAGAAAGAAUAUUCUGCCUCAAAGGCAGAUGGUUGCUGGGCCUCUUCAGUGGCUGCCACUAGGCCUCUGCUGGCAACCGGCCAGGCAUCCUUGGUCACCUGCUUGGCUCUCCCCUCCCUUCUUGGGAUUGGCUGCAGCCGCUUCCCUGGACCUCCUUGGCUUCAGUUGGGCUCUGGCAAGCGCCUGAAACACAACCUUCCUGGCCAGUGGCAUCAUAGAUGCACCUUCUGCCCACCUCUGAGGACCAUGAAGGAGCCCCAAGAGGACCCACCGGCCCCCAAGCCCUCGCACCUGGUGGCCUUCGCCAGCUCCUGCACUCUGCACGGGCUCAGCCAUGUCUUCCUGCCGGGGCCCUUCACACCGCGCCGCCUGGCUUGGGCCGGGGCCGUCCUGGCAGCGGUGGGCAUCUUCCUGUACCAGGUGGCUGAGCGGGUGCACUACUACCGGGAGUACCACCAUGUCACCAUGCUAGAUGAGGAGGAAGGCCAGCUCCUGGUCUUCCCUGCUGUCAGCCUCUGCAACUUCAACCGCAUCCGGAGGUCCCGGCUGACCCCUGAUGACCUGCGCUGGGUGGGCCAGGAGCUGCUGGGAGUGGAGCCGCGUGACUUCUCCCUCUACCUGCAGGCCCUGGGUGGGCCGGCCGCCGCCGAGACCCCCGGCCUCUUCCCCAGCACCACCUUCGACAUGCGGGAUUUCGUUGAGCGGACAGGCCACAGCCUGGAGGAGAUGCUGCUGGGCUGCCGCUUUGGGAGUCGGGAGUGUGGCCCUGAGAACUUCACCACUAUCUUCACUCGCCUGGGCAAGUGCUACACAUUCAACUCUGGUGCCCCAGGCUAUGAACUCCUCACAACGGUUAAGGGUGGCACUGGCAAUGGCCUGGAACUGACCCUGAACGUCCAGCAGGAUGAGUACCUGCCCGUCUGGGGAGACACAGAUGAAACCUCCUACGAAGCUGGGUUGAAGGUGCAAAUCCACAGCCAAGACGAGCCACCCUCCAUUGACCAGCUGGGCUUCGGCGUGGCCCCUGGGUUCCAGACGUUUGUUUCUUGCCAGGAGCAAAGGAUCUUCUACCUCCCACCCCCAUGGGGCAUCUGCAAAUCUGGCCCCAUCGAGUCUGCCUUCUUCACCAAUUACAGCAUGGCUGCCUGCCGCAUUGAAUGCGAGACGCGCUACUUAGCUGAGAACUGCAACUGCCGCAUGGUGCACAUGCCAGGUAAUGCCAUCAUCUGCACCCCAGAGCAGUACAAGGAGUGUGCUGACCCGGCCCUGGGCUUCCUGGUGGAGAAAGACAACGACUUCUGCUCCUGUCAGACCCCCUGCGAAAUGGUGCGCUAUGGCAAGGAGCUCUCUGUGGUCAAGAUCCCUAGCAAGGCCUCAGCCAGGUACUUGGCCAAGAAGUACAACCGCAGCGAGGAGUACAUUGCGGAAAACCUGCUGGUGCUGGACAUCUUCUUUGAAGCUCUGAACUACGAAACCAUUGAGCAGAAGAAGGCCUAUGAUGUGGCCGGGUUGCUGGGAGACAUUGGGGGCCAAAUGGGCCUCUUCAUCGGAGCCAGCCUCUUGACCAUCCUGGAGAUUUUUGACUACCUGUACGAAGUUCUCCGAGAAAAACUUCUGGGCUUCUACCAGGCGAGGAAACGGGCCGAGAAGAGGAAGAGCGAGAGCAACAGCCUGGAGUACAUGGAUCUCCCACGUGGCCCAAUGGGCAGAGGCCAAGCACCACCUCGUCCGCCCAGGGCGCCUGCCACAUGCGGCGCAGUCAGUCGGACAGCCUCGGACACCCCCCGCGCCUCUUACCUGGUCACGCGGCUCUAGGCCACCUGGAGGAGUUCCCCUGCUGAAGGUACAGCCACGGCCACUGACUCCAUACGUCUAUCCCACUGGACCAGCCAGCUUGACACAAGCAAUGUUGUUUCACUGCAGUCACUGAGGAAGGGGGCUGGCCACCACCACCCCUUGACCACAAGCAAGAAGGGCUCCAGGACACACAAGGCCUCCCAUUAUGGGUUCUCGACCCAUAGGAGGUGGUGUGUGUGAGGAGCCCCAACCGGCUGGCCAAGUGCUGGACACGCACAAGGCAGUGUCGCAUUAAAGUCAGCGCUGCUUGGAUGCUUUUGUGGCACGGGGCAGUUAUUUGGGGACACCCCCCCCCCAAUUUGAUUCUGCAUCCCAC
Messenger RNA from Sceloporus undulatus (fence lizard), 3079 nucleotides. RefSeq names its product acid sensing ion channel subunit 3 (gene ASIC3). The coding region runs from base 1153 to 2721 and encodes 522 amino acids. Gene Ontology annotation, biological process: sodium ion transmembrane transport. The record is from RefSeq and is a predicted model, not a curated record. NCBI's taxonomy places the organism in Eukaryota, Metazoa, Chordata, Lepidosauria, Squamata, Phrynosomatidae. The transcript is spliced from 11 exons. Gene Ontology annotation, cellular component: membrane.